CUGUGAUGGUUUUUUCUUUUUUUUUUUUUUUCUGGUCACAGGGCUAGCAUCACCAUCCUUGUUUCGUUGAGAAACUGGCCUCAGAAACCUCAACAGUGUUUUCAGCUACCGCGGCAUUAACUCUUACACACUCUGGCGGUCAACGAUUAGCACGCGGAGAUAAUUGGUUCGGAUAGUAACAACGAAGUUCGUAUGUGUCUGAUAGAACCAAUUCUAGGUUCAAGCAAGUGAGAGUUAUGGAGGAGAUUUCAAGUUCAGGGUACAAGGAAUAUGUUGCUGGCUGUCUCGCUGGUGUUGCCGCUGUAGCCUCUGGCCACCCCUUUGACACCGUCAAGGUGAUGCUGCAAAAGCACAAUGCAGAAGCACAUAUGAUUCAGUACAGAAAUGGAUUACAUUGCACUGCUAGGAUAUUAAAGACAGAAGGAAUCAAAGGACUUUAUAGAGGAGCAACAUCAUCUUUUGUUGGGAUGGCAGUAGAAGGAUCACUAUUUUUUGGUAUUUAUUCCCAGACAAAAAUGUACCUUCAGGGGGGAGUUCAAAGUGGGGAACCACAGCCGCAAGUAAUAAUACCGUCUGCAGCUUAUAGUGGUGCCAUCAUCAGUUUUGUGUUAGGUCCAACAGAGCUGAUAAAGUGUAGGAUGCAGAUACAAGGCACCGACUCUUUGGUUCCCAAGUCCAGUAGAUACAGUAGUCCCCUUGAUUGUGCUCUUAAAACAGUAAAAACUGAAGGGGUGAAAGGAAUUUUUCGUGGAGGUUGUACAACAUUGCUUAGAGAAUCUAUAGGGAAUGCUGUCUUUAUGAGUGUCUACGAAUAUGUGCGUCAUCAAAUGCAUUCAAAUAUCAAAGUUUCUUCAUCCAAUUACAGCAACCUGGUUGAUAUUGGAAUCGGGAUUGCUGCUGGAGGUCUUGGUGGUGUUGGUUUUUGGUUGACGGUUUUGCCUCUUGACGUGGCAAAGACUUUAAUUCAGACAAACCCUGACAAAAACUGUCCAAGAAAUCCUUUUCGGGUUUUGAGUUCAGUCUACCAAAGGGCUGGAUUUAAGGGGUGCUAUGCAGGUUUAGGUCCUACUAUAAGUCGAGCAUUUCCUGCUAAUGCUGCAACAAUUGUCGCGUGGGAGUUAGCAUUGAAAAUGCUAAGCAUAAGGCGUGACUAAGUCUACCAAAUUGCUGAUCAUACCGCAAAUCUCAGGACAUCAUUCAGCAUUGCAUUUGAAGCCGCUUAUUUAAUUCUUUUUUAUUAGAGAGCUUGGUUAAAGAACUUGGAAUCAGGGGCCUUGAUUUUAGCUGUCCUCUACAUGACUUUUACCCUCUAAUUUUUUGGAUAGAACAUUUCUAUCACUGGCAUAAAAUAAUAUUGUUAAUAGCCAUUGAAGUUGAAUAUUUUUGGAAGUGUAUGGCAUGGCCAAGGCAGAAAAACCCACCUUUUUGCACAAUUAAACUAUCAGUUUUAUGAUCUCUCUCCAC
Vigna angularis (adzuki bean) is the source of this 1464-nucleotide messenger RNA. Its product is annotated as mitochondrial arginine transporter BAC1. The record is from RefSeq and is a predicted model, not a curated record. Bases 237 to 1154 code for a protein of 305 amino acids. Gene Ontology annotation, molecular function: L-ornithine transmembrane transporter activity. The transcript is spliced from 10 exons. Gene Ontology annotation, biological process: mitochondrial L-ornithine transmembrane transport. NCBI's taxonomy places the organism in Eukaryota, Viridiplantae, Streptophyta, Magnoliopsida, Fabales, Fabaceae.